Messenger RNA from Exaiptasia diaphana, 1400 nucleotides. RefSeq lists its product as uncharacterized. The record is from RefSeq and is a predicted model, not a curated record. Gene Ontology annotation, molecular function: alpha-(1->6)-fucosyltransferase activity. Gene Ontology annotation, biological process: protein N-linked glycosylation. The coding region runs from base 126 to 1400 and encodes 424 amino acids. The transcript has 2 exons. Lineage: Eukaryota; Metazoa; Cnidaria; Anthozoa; Actiniaria; Aiptasiidae.
GAGACAGGUUUUAUCAAAGAAAUUAUUCAACAGUCACCAAAAUCACAAAGACACCAAAUCGAUGUCAGCCGCAAAAUGUUGAACGAUGUGGUUACUUGUGGCAGAAAGAAUACUGCAAGUUUCACAUGAAAGCUGUCACCUCCCMAAACACUUCAAAGUUCCUUAGCUAUAAUUGUGAAUUUCAAAAUCAUGGAGGCAUGGGGAAUCGCAUUCAAGCAAUCGUUUCUAUUUUCUUCCUGGCUUUACUGACUGAUAGAGCAUUUCUUAUUAACUGGAAUGGACCAGGUCAUAUCAGAGACUACCUAGAGCCCAAUCAAAUUGACUGGAAUUUGCCACUCGGUCACUUUGGGACAUUCCAUAAAAGUUACUGGGGAUUGMGWACGGCGCCGCCUGGAUAUAAUGACGGCAUGGAGAUAUCAGGGAAGGACUUUCUUAAAAUGAUARCCGAAACUGAUUUCGAGACCAAACUGCGCACACGAUUUGAAGCAGUGGGUACCAUAUGGGGAUUUGCGGACCAGUUACGGAAAAACCCAUUCCUAAAGAAACACGCUGAAAAGAAAGGUAUUCCAUCCUCGCCAUUAGACCUUUAUGGCUGUAUUUUUCAUUUUCUCUUUAGGAAAAACACAGCCAUGCUACAAGCUUUACAAAAAGCAAAGUCUUAUCUUGGAAUAAAGCCACCUCUUCUUGGAAUYCACAUUCGAACUAGCGACCACCAUUGGGGAAGCACUAACAAGCAUUCUUACCUUUCGCAUAAUUCGACUUUAUUCUUUCUUUGUGCACGUGAACAAAAUAAACUGAUCCACGAAAAGGUAGAUUCAAGUCUGGAUUUAAAGUGGUUUUUGGCAGCAGACGAUAAAGAAGUUAAAGMCACAGCAAAACAUAAWUACCCUAAAGAAGUCAUCACUCUAGAUAUAAUACCACAACACCUAGACUUUGUUCGWCAAAAUAACGAUUAUAUUCGAAAUAUUUUGCUAGACAUAUUUCUUCUCGCUGAAUGUGAUAUUGUUCUUCUUACGUCUGGAAGUACUUUUAGUCGUUUGGCAGCUGCCAUAGGAUUUCAUGAUAAGUUCAGCGUGGCCACUGAUGGUGAACANUGGCCUUUGAGACCUCGUUUUAGUCCUUCGCCCUGGUCGACGACCGUGACACAUCGCGCCAUUUUUGAAAGUCGUGAAUUGCUUCGCACGAUAUUAUGUAUUACUAAUUUUAACUUUGAUAGUCUUGUUGCCAAUACACCAAUAGUUCCCAAUUGUUAUUUGAAUUGGUCCAUAGUCUUCAAGUCAGUUUCAGUUACUUCGACGCUCUGCUAUGCUAAUCUGCCACGUCUACUACUUGUCUCCUUUGUGCAUGGAAACAACUAUUUUCAUUCAUUACAUGAGUUUAUCUACACAAUUAAUGAAUGA